AGUUUUUAGUGGGUAUGAAGGGUAAAGAUGAGGCCAUGGCUAUUGGAGGACAGUGGUCUCCUUCUCUUGACGGGCCUGACCCAGACAAAGACCCCGCGGUGCUGAUCAAGACAGCUGUGCGCUGUUGUAAGGCUUUGACGGGCAUUGACCUGAGUUUGUGCACACAGUGGUACCGUUUUGCAGAGAUUCGCUACCAUCGCCCUGAGGAGACCCACAAGGGGCGUGCAGUUCCUGCUCAUGUGGAGACAGUGGUUUUAUUUUUCCCGGAUGUUUGGCAUUGCCUUCCCACCCGCUCAGAGUGGGAAAACCUCUGCCGAGGAUACAAGCAGCAGCUGGCCGACAAGCUUCAGGGUGAACGCAAGGAAGCGGAUGGAGAACAGGAGGAAGAGGACAAAGAUGAUGGUGAUGCAAAGGAAAUCUGUACUCCCACUCACUGGUCAAAACUGGACCCUAAGAUAAUGAAGGUACGAACUGUAUACAGCGCUGAAUGUUUCCUGUCUAGUAGUUCUAACCUAUUACGAGAUCUGUAUGUAACUUAUACAGUAAGGUAAGGUGCGUCUGUAUGUAACUUAUACAGUAAGGUGAUGUGCGUCUGUAUGUAACUUAUACAGUAAGGUGAGGUGCGUCUGUAUGUAACUUAUACAGUAAGGUGAGGUGCGUCUGUAUGUAACUUAUACAGUAAGGUGAGGUGCGUCUGUAUGUAACUUAUACAGUAAG
This is a messenger RNA of Bombina bombina (fire-bellied toad), 717 nucleotides long. RefSeq names its product cell division cycle and apoptosis regulator protein 1. Lineage: Eukaryota; Metazoa; Chordata; Amphibia; Anura; Bombinatoridae. The record is from RefSeq and is a predicted model, not a curated record. Gene Ontology annotation, cellular component: nucleus. Gene Ontology annotation, biological process: regulation of DNA-templated transcription.